CCAUCAAACAGCUUCCCUUCCUCACUCCGUCUGCCUCCCUCCCAUCUGCAGGAGCAUCUUACAGGAUAAUCAGGUGGCGCUUUCCAUCCAGCCUCAGCAUCCGCCGCCUUCCAGAAGAGGAGAGCCGACAGACGGUGUUGUUUCGUGCGAGGAGGUGUCCUGUGUGCGUGGUUUUCUUUUCUCCCCUCCCUCCCACCUCUCCGGUUAAACAUGGUGGAAAUGUCGGAUAUGGUGUGCCUUCUCGCCCCGCUGCUGAUGUUCGCGGGGUCCACCUUGCAGGCGGACGUGAAGAGCGUCCGAGAAGCGGAGAAAUCCGGGAAUUUCAUGGAAGACGAGCAGUGGCUGUCCACCAUUUCACAGUACAGCCGCAAGAUCAAGCACUGGAAUCGCUUCAGAGAUGAGGUUGAGGAUGAUUAUGUGCGAACCUGGGAUGAAAAUCAAGGCUCUAACGACAAUGUAGACACCACCAAGGACCCCUGUCAGAAGGUUAAGUGUAGCCGACACAAGGUGUGCAUCGCCCAGGGCUACCAGAGAGCCGUGUGCGUCAACCGCAAGAAGCUGGAGCACAGACUGAAGCAGCCCGCUCUCCGCUCUCCUGAUGGGAACUGUCAGCCAUGUCCCAUCUCCUCCACCGGGCCAGUGUGUGGAUCAGACGGACACAACUAUGCCUCAAAGGUAAGCUAGAGACAGCAGAUGCGUCUUACUGUGAAG
Molecule: messenger RNA, 711 nt
Organism: Poecilia latipinna (sailfin molly)
Lineage: Eukaryota; Metazoa; Chordata; Actinopteri; Cyprinodontiformes; Poeciliidae
Product: testican-2-like
Exons: 7
Coding region: 211-684 (157 amino acids)
Biological process (GO): anatomical structure development
Molecular function (GO): extracellular matrix binding; calcium ion binding; collagen binding
Source: RefSeq, a predicted model, not a curated record